CUCUUUCUCUAUCGAUUAGUCUGCAUUCGGCCCCGUCUGAGGAGCUUGCACCUUUAGCUUUUACGUUGCUGAAGAGCUGAAGAGGGAGCUGCCACGGACACAAUUUACAAUUCAAACUUUUUUUGUUUAACAAAUAGUGAAGAAGACUUGUAGUGAGGUGUGCGAUGUUGAGGCUGAUCUUUUUGGCCGCUCUCGCUGGGUUUACCCGGGCCAGUGAUGUGCUUGACUACACGGAUGAUGAUUUCGAAAGCAAGAUUGGAGACCAUGAACUCAUUCUUGUGGAAUUUUUCGCGCCUUGGUGUGGCCACUGUAAGCGGCUAGCGCCUGAGUACGAGGCAGCCGCCACACGUCUGAAAGGCAUCGUCUCCCUGGCCAAGGUUGAUUGCACAGCCAACAGCAACACAUGCAGCAAAUAUGGUGUCAGUGGCUACCCAACCCUGAAGAUCUUCAGGGAUGGAGAGGAAUCUGGUCCUUAUGAUGGUCCCAGAACUGCAGAUGGCAUUGUCAGUUUUCUUAAGAAGCAGGCUGGCCCAGCUUCUGUGGAGCUCAAGGAUGACGCAGGCUUUCAGAAGUACACUUCAGACCAAGAUGCAAGUGUUGUUGGGUUCUUUGCUGAUGACAAGAGCACAGCACAGGCAGAGUUCCUGAAGGCAGCCAGUGCCUUGAGGGACAACUACCGCUUCGCCCACACCAACUCUGAGGCCCUCCUCCAGAGCCACGGCAUUGACGGAGAGGGAGUCAUCCUGUUCCGUGCACCACGACUCAACAACAAGUUCGAAGACAGCUCUGUGAAAUAUGGCGAGGACAAAUACACCAGCAACAAAAUCAAGAGGUUCAUCCAGGACAACAUCUUUGGAAUCUGCCCGCACAUGACGGAUGACAACAAAGACCUGCUGAAGGGCAAAGACCUGCUGGUGGCUUAUUAUGAAGUUGAUUAUGACAAAAACCCCAAGGGCUCCAACUACUGGAGGAACAGGGUAAUGAAGGUGGCCAAGAGUUUCCUGGAUCAGGGCAAGAAGCUGAACUUUGCCGUGGCCAACAAGAACGUGUUCAGCCACGAUAUCUCAGAGUUCGGCAUGGACGCCAGCUCAGGAGAACUGCCUCUGGUGGCCAUCCGCUCCGCCAAGGGGGACAAAUACGUCAUGAGCGAGGAGUUCUCUCGCGAUGGAAAAGCUCUGGAGCGUUUCCUGCAGAGCUACUUUGACGGCAAGCUGAAGCGCUACCUCAAGUCAGAGCCCAUCCCAGAGGACAACGACGGGCCUGUCAAGGUUGUGGUGGCUGAGAACUUCGACUCCAUCGUCAACGAUGACAGCAAAGACGUGCUGAUCGAGUUCUACGCCCCGUGGUGCGGACACUGCAAGAACCUGGAGCCCAAAUACAAAGAGCUGGGAGAGAAGCUUGCUGAUGAUCCCAGCAUUGUCAUUGCCAAGAUGGAUGCCACAGCCAACGACGUGCCAUCUCCAUAUGAAGUCAGCGGUUUUCCCACGCUGUACUUUUCCCCAGCUGGACGUAAGAUGAACCCAAAGAAAUACGAGGGAGGCCGCGAGGUGAGCGACUUCAUCUCGUACCUGAAGAGAGAGGCCACCAAUCCACUGGUGAUGAAGGAGGAGCCCAAGAAGAAGAAGAAGAAGAAGGACGACGACAGGAUAGAGCUAUAAAAGCUCCAAACAGGAACUCGACAUCCCCGCCCAAAACAACAAGAGGAGGAGGAGGAUUGGGGAAAUCCAUGCAACAAAAGAACUGAAUUAUAUCCCUCUCUCUUAGUGAACUACCGAAUGCUCUGAAGCCGGGUCGUAAAAGAUGCGGUGCUCCCUUUAGGUCCUCCGCUGCUCUGGUAAAACUGUUGGAAGGCGGAGAGGUGGUGGCCAGGGCCUGCCCAAUGUUUAAAAACAAAAACAAAUUUUUAGGGAAGAGGGGACGGCUUUUGAAAAUUUGAGAUUCUCAUUUCCCCUGGUCUGUCUACUGCCCCUCAGGCUGAUGCACUUUGGUUUGACACCAGUCUCAAGUCAUCUGUUGGUUUUUGUUGUUCUCACAGGGGAUUAUGGUAAAUGGUGAAUUAUUCCUCUUUUUUUUUUUUCUUUUUCUUUUUGUUUUGUUUUUGUUACACGUCUUUGUUUUUGUACAUUUGGAUUUGGAUGGAUUGUGAAAUAAAAAGGCCCACAAAACCAAAACAAAUCAUGAUCUCAUUUGUGAACGUAAAUGUUUUGACACUGAGACUAUUUUAAAGUGCUUUCUUUUAGUACACAAUAUUGUAUUUUUUUUUCUUUUUAUCCAAUACUGCUAACUGACAAUGAGCUGCUUCCCAGGGCCAAAGCUGAUGACACCUAACAAAUUUAUAAGUUGUUUUUUUUUUUCAAUAAAAAGAAUUUUACAAACACA
Messenger RNA from Scatophagus argus, 2379 nucleotides. It is a transcript of the gene pdia3, whose product is annotated as protein disulfide isomerase family A, member 3. Gene Ontology annotation, molecular function: protein disulfide isomerase activity. NCBI's taxonomy places the organism in Eukaryota, Metazoa, Chordata, Actinopteri, Scatophagidae. The record is from RefSeq and is a predicted model, not a curated record. Gene Ontology annotation, cellular component: endoplasmic reticulum; cell surface. The transcript is spliced from 13 exons. The coding region runs from base 165 to 1658 and encodes 497 amino acids. Gene Ontology annotation, biological process: response to endoplasmic reticulum stress; protein folding.